This is a messenger RNA of Necator americanus (New World hookworm), 1659 nucleotides long. RefSeq lists its product as uncharacterized. The transcript has 15 exons. Gene Ontology annotation, molecular function: catalytic activity. The record is from RefSeq and is a predicted model, not a curated record. The coding region runs from base 1 to 1659 and encodes 552 amino acids. NCBI's taxonomy places the organism in Eukaryota, Metazoa, Nematoda, Chromadorea, Rhabditida, Ancylostomatidae. Gene Ontology annotation, biological process: polyamine biosynthetic process.
AUGCUGCCUUUAACAGACCAAGAUAUGGUCAACUGCAAGGAUCGCCUUGUUUACUUUGAAGAACGGAAGUUCUGUAACAGCAUCAGUACUUAUAAAGAGAUCCAAAAAAUAAGCUCAGAACUCCAUAAAUCCCACUUUAUUCGUACAAAAUCAGAGCGUUCCCUACGUAGUAUCGACACUUCACGUUGGAAAGUUGACAAAACAUAUCUACCACGGAAUGGAGUUCUUCAUUAUAUGGCAGAGGCGAUAUUUUACGCUGAUGCAGUUGAAUUAUCUCGCGACUGUCAAGCUAAUGUGCUGUCACUGGGUCUCGGAGGUGGCCAAGUGAAUGGUUUUCUACAUCAAAACUUUCCCAAGAUGAACAUUACUGUGGUAGAUAUUAGCGCUCAGAUGUUACGUAUGGCUAAGAAAUGGUUCGAUUUACAAUCAGAUGAUCAUCACAGAGUCAUUUUAGAUGAUGGAGCAAGAUUUGUGGAAGAGCAAGCAGCUAAAGGAGUAAAAUAUGAUGCUAUUAUUCUGGAUGCAUGUCAUUCUGCUCCUCGAACUGGAAUAGAACUUAUGUGUCCUGUGAAGGUCUUCCUUCAGAAACGUGUCAUUAGAAGCAUCUCUCAGCUGCUCACCGAUGGAGGAAUCAUUGUUAUGAAUGCUGCGGCAGCCACAAUAGGAAGCGAAGACGUUCGUUCAAUGUUACGGUAUCACUUCCAUAAAUUCUUCAACUAUUGUGGCCAUAGGAAAUCAGCUGGAUUUAAUCAGGCCGUCGUGAUAGUUUGCAUAAUUGUUUGGUUGAAAUCCGUCUUUUUCGACUCCCGAGUGCAUCUAUCCACAGUGGAAUUUUUUAACUUAAUCAGUGAAACCUACGGCGAUUCAAGAGAUCUGUUUACAGUUCUAAGGAGAAUAGACAUCGAAAGUGGAGGAGGCACGCAUUCAACGUUUUAUCUUAUAACGCCAGCAGAACAUUCUCCACGUAACAUUGACACUUCACGUUGGGAAGUUGACAAAGCGUACCUGUUCCCAACUUCUUACUAUCAUUAUAUGGCAGAGGUAUUAUUUUACGCUAAUGCAAUAGAAUUAUCUCGUGAUAGUAAAGCAAACGUGCUCUCAUUGGGUCUCGGAGGUGGUCAACUGAAUGGUUUUCUACAUCAUAACUUCCCCAAGUUAAAUAUUACUGUAGUAGAACUCAGUGCUCAAAUGGUACGUAUGGCUAGGAAGUGGUUCAAUCUACAAACGGAUGACCAUCACAGGGUCAUAGUAGACGAUGGAGUAAGAUUUGUUGAAAAAGAAGCCGCCAAAGGCGCAAAGUAUGAUGCUCUUAUGGUGGAUGCGUGUUACGCUAAUCCAAGAGAAGAAAUAACUAUGUGUCCUGUUAGGAUUUUCCUUCAGGAACAUAUCGCAAGAAGUAUUUCGCAAGUGAUUAGCAGCCGAGGAAUUCUUAUUAUGAAUGUGGUUUCUAUCUCACCGUCUCCAGGAAAACUUGACGAAGCCGUUGCAGUGGCUAAAACAGAGAUUCUCAAAGCUCUUCCUAAUCCACAAGUUAUACCGAUGAUUGUUAUUCUGGCCUAUUCGGACAAAGAAACACAAAUCGGCUGUGUUGGUCCUGAGAACAAACGGUUUAUACCGUACAUAUGUUUCAUUGUGUACCAUUACUUCGUGUUACCGUGA